This is a messenger RNA of Tachyglossus aculeatus (Australian echidna), 439 nucleotides long. RefSeq names its product runt-related transcription factor 2-like. The record is from RefSeq and is a predicted model, not a curated record. NCBI's taxonomy places the organism in Eukaryota, Metazoa, Chordata, Mammalia, Monotremata, Tachyglossidae.
UAAAGCUUUUGCUUUUUUGGAUUGUGUGAAUGCUUCAUUCGCCUCACAAACAACCACAGAACCACAAGUGCGGUGCAAACUUUCUCCAGGAGGACAGCAAGAAGUCUCUGGUUUUUAAAUGGUUAAACUCCGCAGGUCACUACCAGCCACCGAGACCAACAGAGGCAUUUAAGGCUUCAAGCGUUAUUUACACCAGAAGGUACAAGUUCUACUUGAAAAAAAAAAGAGGGGGGACUAUGGCAUCAAACAGCCUCUUCAGCACAGUGACACCAUGUCAGCAAAACUUCUUUUGGGACUUUAAACUCAGUGGGGAUGGACACCCCAUUUAUGACCUCCCUCAACGGCAAGAACUUUCACCAAGUAAGGAACCCUGAGUUCGACAAAAGCACAGUAUGCUUUGAUUAGUCUACGUAGAUCCAUUUCUUCUUGGGGUGUCAAU